AUGACAGAGGAGGUAUGGGUGGGCAAUUGGAGGCCCCAUCGCCCCCGGGGGCCCAUCAUGGCCCUCUACAGCAGUCCUGGACCCAAGUACCUGAUUCCACCCACCACGGGCUUUGUGAAGCACACACCCACCAAACUUCGAGCACCAGCCUACAGCUUCCGUGGGGCCCCCAUGCUCUUGGCGGAGAAUUGCUCCCCAGGGCCCCGCUACAGUGUGAACCCCAAGAUACUGAGGACUGGCAAGGACCUUGGCCCCGCCUACUCCAUCCUGGGGCGCUACCAUACCAAGACCAUGCUGACCCCUGGCCCGGGCGAUUACUUUCCAGAGAAAUCUACCAAGCAUGUGUUCGACUCAGCACCCAGCCAUUCCAUCUCUGCCCGGACCAAGACCUUCCGAGUAGACAGUACCCCAGGCCCUGCUGCAUACAUGUUGCCUGUGGUGAUGGGGCCGCACACGGUGGGCAAGGUCUCCCAGCCCUCCUUCUCCAUCAAGGGCCGCAGCAAGCUGGGCAGCUUCAGCGAUGACCUGCACAAGACUCCAGGUCCUGCAGCAUACCGUCAGACUGAUGUCCAAGUGACCAAGUUCAAGGCUCCACAGUACACCAUGGCUGCCCGGGUGGAGCCGCCAGGGGAUAAGACCCUGAAGCCAGGACCAGGAGCCCACAGCCCUGAGAAGGUGUACUUGAACAAGCCUUGUGCCCCCAUAGUCACCUUUGGCAUCAAGCAUUCUGACUACAUGACCCCUCUGGUUGUUGAUGUGGAAUAG
Messenger RNA from Arvicola amphibius (Eurasian water vole), 765 nucleotides. RefSeq names its product outer dense fiber of sperm tails 3 (gene Cimap1a). Lineage: Eukaryota; Metazoa; Chordata; Mammalia; Rodentia; Cricetidae. The coding region runs from base 1 to 765 and encodes 254 amino acids. The transcript has 6 exons. Gene Ontology annotation, cellular component: outer dense fiber; cytoskeleton. The record is from RefSeq and is a predicted model, not a curated record.